This is a messenger RNA of Theobroma umbraticum, 887 nucleotides long. It is a transcript of the gene UBC20, whose product is annotated as ubiquitin-conjugating enzyme 20. Lineage: Eukaryota; Viridiplantae; Streptophyta; Magnoliopsida; Malvales; Malvaceae. The record is from RefSeq and is a predicted model, not a curated record.
GUUUCUGUCCUCCCUCAGAACGUUUAAAACCAAACCCGUCCUCAAAAACUUCUCCUCUCAUCUCUCUCUCUCUCUCGCUGAAAACCUGUCGCUGAAAAGAAGAAGAGAAAAACCCAUUCUUGGAACUCUUCUUCUUCUUCUUCUUCUUGUACACUCAUUCCCUCCUUUCUUUUUUGGCUGAAACAAUAAUAAGAAAAUAAACAAAUGGCAACUGUUAAUGGGUACCAGGGAAACACCCCAGUGGCCACCAGCACUGGAACAAAGCAGCCUGCCCCCACUGCUAAGACUGUUGAUUCUCAGUCAGUUCUUAAAAGGUUGCAGUCUGAACUGAUGGCUUUGAUGAUGAGUGGAGAUUCUGGCAUAUCAGCGUUUCCUGAAGAGGACAACAUAUUUUGCUGGAAAGGAACAAUUACAGGAAGCAAAGACACUGUAUUUGAAGGAACAGAAUACAGGCUAUCUCUUGCAUUCCCCAAUGAUUACCCUUUUAAGCCUCCAAAGGUCAAGUUUGAGACUGGCUGCUUUCAUCCCAAUGUUGAUGUCUAUGGCAACAUUUGCUUGGACAUUCUUCAGGAUAAAUGGUCAUCUGCUUAUGAUGUAAGAACCAUACUGCUAUCUAUCCAGAGUCUGCUUGGAGAACCAAACAUUAGCUCUCCUUUAAACACUCAAGCAGCACAACUUUGGAGCAAUCAAGAAGAAUAUAGGAAGAUGGUUGAGAAGUUGUACAAAGCUCCUAAUGCAUGAUUUGAGAAAUCAAGGAAUAGAGGAGUUUGUCUUGGAGAAAUGAGAACAUGAAAUUUGUCUUUUAUUUCAUUACAGUGCUUCAUUCUUUUCUGAUUGAUGAAUGGUUUCACUUUGACUUCUGAAUAUAAUAAAUCUCUUAUCUCUAA